Molecule: messenger RNA, 1277 nt
Organism: Sitophilus oryzae (rice weevil)
Lineage: Eukaryota; Metazoa; Arthropoda; Insecta; Coleoptera; Curculionidae
Product: sulfotransferase family cytosolic 1B member 1-like
Exons: 4
Coding region: 50-1048 (332 amino acids)
Biological process (GO): sulfation
Cellular component (GO): cytoplasm
Molecular function (GO): sulfotransferase activity
Source: RefSeq, a predicted model, not a curated record
UUAACCAGCAGAUAAACGUAAGAUUGCGACAGGCGAACAACAUCAAAAUAUGACCGAAACCGAAUUUUCUUUAGAGUCUUUCGGGCGAAAGUGUCUUUUACCUCCGGCUUAUAAGGAAAUAGAGCAAAAGGUCAUCGAUACGGCUAUUUAUAAAGAUGACGUCUGGACUGUCAGCUACCCCAGAACUGGUUCUACUUGGUGCCAGGAGAUUGUAUGGCUGAUUGGUAAUGAUUUAGAUUUUGAAAAGGCGAAAACGGUGUUACAGCAAUUAAGAGCUCCGUUAAUUGAAACAUCGAUAGUAAUGUUUGAUUGUGUGGAUCAGAAGAUAAUACCAAUAAAAGACCAACCAGAGCUAAAAUAUAAAAGAGGUUUUUUGCCAUAUUCUUCCAUGCCAGAUUCCAACACAUCAAAGAGCCUUUACCAACUAUUUUCAGAUUCCUUGAGCUUUGUUGAAAAUAUGCCGUCCCCACGAUUUAUAAAGAGUCACUUGUCUUUAGAACUGUUACCAAAGAAAUUAUUUACAGUGAAACCUAAGGUAAUCUACAUAAUGAGAAAUCCGAAAGACCUAUGUGUAUCGUACUACUACCAUUGCAAGAUAUAUCACAAAAUCAACGUGGACUUCGAGAUUUUCUGCGAAUUAUUCAUGAACGACGCUUUACCAAUAGGAUCAAUUUUUAAUCAUUAUUUUGGAUUCUGGAAUAGACGGCACGAUGAGAAUAUUUUAAUUCUAAGAUACGAAGAUUUAAAAACAGAUACUCGAGAGACAAUAAAGAAAAUAGCCAUAUUUAUGGAGAAGCCCUUAAACGACGAAGAUGCAGACGCAAUUUCUGAAUUUCUAAGUUUUCACAAUAUGAGAAAAAAUAAAGCAUGCAAUCUACAAGUUUUCUUCGACGCCAUUCAAGGCGAUGAUUUUUACAGUAAAGCAGGUAUUCAUUUUAUAAGAAAAGGGAUCGUUGGCGAUCAUAAGAAUAUAAUGACAGAAGAGAUGAUUAAGAAGUUUGAUAAAUGGAUUCAAGACAACAUAUGUGGAACCGAUUUGUGGUUUUAAUAAAUUACGUUGCCAAAACACCCAAUUAUUGUUUUAUACUUAAAAUUACUGUUGAGGUUGAAAUUUGAGUGUUACAACAGCAAAACAAAAUACUAGUUCACCUCAAUAUACAAAAAGAAUUGGAACUUUUAUGAACUAAUAAAUAGUGUUCUAUUUUGCUAUUCCCUUAGUUAGUUUAAAUAUUUCUGUUAGCAAUCUUUUAUAAAUAAAUGUUAAUAUUUUCCACGUU